AUGUCUUCAUGGGGAAAAGCCGCUGGGCAACCUCCUUGUCGUACGACCAGGUCAGUGGCUGACCGCGCCCUGAAAGGUCACGUGUUUUUAUCAUCGGAAGGAAAGUGGCUCGAGAGCUGUGUAGCUGCUUGUGACAGCACUUACAAUUGUUUCAGUAUUAACUAUUACAUCUCAUUGAAGAAAUGCGAGUUAAACAAUAAAACGGCGAAGUGGUACGCGAAUGAUCUGAGAGUGACACCUGGAGCUGUCUACCUUGAUAGCUUGUCACGUGACUAUACUCCGUGUGUCGAUCGAGAUCCGCCAUGUUCUGUCGGAAAAUGUGUUCCAAUCCCUGGAUCCUUAGCGACACGGUGUGUAUGUGACGGAAAUGUUGCCGCUUGUCAUAGUCAAUCCUGUAUAUCUAAGCCAUUGGGGAUGGAAGACGGUUCGAUUUCAGACAACCAACUCACAGCAUCGUCAACACACCCCACAGUUAAGUUGGGCUGGGGCCGACUGCACGACACGCGAGGAAGCUGGGCUGCAAACACAGAUAUUGGUAACCAGUGGUUCCAAGUGAGCUUUGUACCAAACGUGAAACGCAUAACACAUAUCGUCACUCAAGGGAAUGGAAAGAGCUGGUGGUGGGUUACGACAUAUCACGUCAUGUACAGAAAGGGAGAAGAACCCAUUGUAGAUUAUGAGGAAAAUAACCAACGCAUGGUUUUCCAAGGAAACACCAACAAGGAUGAUGUGGUGAAGAAAAAGAUAAACAAUCCUUUUGAGGCGGAUACUAUCCGGGUAGUGCCUCUGAGCCAUUAUGGAAGGAUUGCUCUGCGAAUUGAACUGUUUGGUUGUGAUGUCAUUUAGAAAUGCGUUUUACUUGUACACUGUAUCAUUGUCACGGUGAUAGAAUGUAUAUUGCUGUGUUAUCUGUAUGUGAGGCUGACGAUUUCUUUCAAAAGAUUCCUUUUAUAUCCAGACAGAUUCCAUGUGGUUGACGAUCACGAUCCCACAAUUCCAAAUGUCUUGCCAGCUUUUUUUCUCUCGUUAGGAGACAAAGGUUGCUUCGAUCAAGAUUCAAACGACUGAGCAAGCACAUUGAAGAAAAAAGUCUAAUUAUUGCAGACUCCAGCCGAGAGAUGAUUUUAAAAGAGAAAAUUUAUUCCUCGUUCACAGUCAAACGAGAAAAUUGAACGCAUCGAUCUGAUUAUGUAGAAGGUGAUGAUGAAAAUGAUGGCUCCGACUAAAAGGAAAAAUUAC
Molecule: messenger RNA, 1239 nt
Organism: Stylophora pistillata
Lineage: Eukaryota; Metazoa; Cnidaria; Anthozoa; Scleractinia; Pocilloporidae
Product: lactadherin
Source: RefSeq, a predicted model, not a curated record